Messenger RNA from Alternaria burnsii, 2415 nucleotides. RefSeq lists its product as uncharacterized. The coding region runs from base 1 to 2415 and encodes 804 amino acids. Gene Ontology annotation, molecular function: nickel cation binding; hydrolase activity, acting on ester bonds. NCBI's taxonomy places the organism in Eukaryota, Fungi, Ascomycota, Dothideomycetes, Pleosporales, Pleosporaceae. The transcript is spliced from 6 exons. The record is from RefSeq and is a predicted model, not a curated record.
AUGAUGGCCUCCAAAGUCCUUACUCCUCGCGACACCAACGCGCAAGUCAAGCCCGUGCCUUCACCAGAGAAGGGAUUGGAGAAGAAGGAUGCCAAAAGCCUUGACUACCACCGCCGAGUUCUGCAGUCGCGUCUUGACAGCGAGCCAGAGCAAAAGUUUGUUUCGCCGUCGGACGAAAUCAUGAGCCCCGCUACACAGAAGUUGCAGGCUUUCAAGACCAAACAUGCCAUGAAGAAGUCGAAGCCACAGACGCUGUUCAAGAAGACAAGCUCGAAGAACUUGGAGUCAAACAAAGGCAGCGGCACAUUGAUCUGCAUCUUCGCUCCGACUCACACGAUGACACAACCGUCUUCAGAUGAGAAAGCCCUCGAGGAGGAGAUUGAGAAUCUUGAAAGACGCUUGCACGAUGCGAAAGCCCGACUGAAUCCAGACAAUGUCGCAGCGACACCUUCAUCGCCCGCCAACGACGCAGCACUGCACGCUCUUCUUCUGCUCGCAGACUCUGCCCUGCCACUCGGCUCCUUCGCCUUUAGCAGCGGACUAGAGUCGUACCUCGCCCACCACAAGCCGUCGCCGCCGUCGGCGUCACAGCUGCCCGCGUUCCACACUUUCCUCCGCUUGUCGCUUUCGAGCCUCGCAAGCACAUCGCUCCCCUACGUCCUGGCCGGCUACCGCCACCCAGAGGACAUUGAGACGUUGGACAAUGACUUCGACGCGAGCACGCCGUGCACUGUUGCGCGACGCGCGAGCAUAGCACAGGGGCGCGCGUUACUUGCUGUUUGGGACCGCAGCUUUCGGACGCAGUACAACACGCCCAAGGACCACGCGUCUCAAGAUGCUAUGCAUGGAACAAUGAGUAGCGAAGCGGCUAUCAGCGCGCUCAAGUCGUUUUCCGCUGCCCUGCGUACUUCGGAACUCGUCAACGUGCAUCUCGCACCGCUUUGGGGACUUGUUACGAGCAUUCUGGCCGUUCCGCUGCAACAAGCCGCCUACUUGUUCCUCUUCUCACAUGCGCGGACUGUAGUGAGUGCCGCGGUGAGGGCGAGCGUCAUGGGACCUUACCAAGCCCAAGCGGUACUGGCAAGCGCCGAGCUGCAGGAGAGGAUACGUGGGCUGGUUGAUGAGGGGUGGGACAAGACAGUCCAAGAUGCGGGGCAGAGUGUGCCAGUCAUGGAUCUUUGGGUUGGAAGACAUGAGAAGCUUGCUGGCACCAUGUUUGAUCUUGACUUCAACAAGUGGCUCUUAGUUACCAUCUUUCCCGACUUCUUCAAUAGUGCAGUACAAUCUCGUGUUAACGAGGCUGUCCUCAAAUUCCCAUGGAUCCAACGCUUCGCCUCAGUAGGCGACUCCUACUCCGCCGGUCUCGGGUCAGGAGACCGUCUCGAUUGGCUAUGCUCGCGAUACGCACAAUCAUAUCCAAACAUCCUUCAAGCCUCUCUUCUCGGUGACAACCCUAACCGAACACACCAGUUCCUCGCUUGCUCUGGCGCUACAAGCACCGAGAUCCUCGAAAAGCAGAUUCCUGCUUUGCAGGAUAACCUAGACUUGCUCACUAUGUCCGCCGGCGGAAACGAUAUCGGGCUAACACCUAUACUGAGUAAUUGCGUAUACCAAUUCUACAUGUCAGCCGAAGACUCGUGCCGACAAGCCAUUGACGAAGCGCGCACGAAGAUCGCGAAUGAAACGGAACUCUAUCACAACGUGACACUGCUCAUUGAAGCUGCGAAGCCGAAGAUGAAUCUAGAACAUGGCAUUAUCUAUUACACAGGCUACGCAGGCUUCUUUGGCACUGACGACCAAACAUGCGACAAUGUAACCUGGGCCGUCUGGAAAGACGUGGAAUGGACGAAGCAAUAUCUCAAGCGCGAAUUGAGACUGGAACUGAACAAUAUGGUCCACAACGUCAAUACCAUACUAUCCAAAGCCGUAAGAGAUGCUGGCCCAAAUGUCCGUUUCAUCGACUAUGACGCGCACAUCUCUGCAGCACGCGGUCGGUACUGCGAAAAAGACGUCCUAGAACCUGAUCCCAAUCGCCUCGGUUUGGCAUUCUACGAAUGGAAUACCGUCGAUACAGGCGAAAAUAAGACUGCGCUACAGAACCGCACUGGCGACGAUGUACCUAAACACUCAUUCCAGGGCGGUAUCGCAAGGGAUAUCAACAAGACGCUCGAGCAGCAUCCUGACUGGACAUUUGAUCCUGACAAGGGAUUUGUGAACAAGACGAAAGGAGGAAAAGACGGAGGAAUACAAGGAGAAGGAUGGUUGGGCGAUUCGAUCCACUGGUUGUUGCCGGAUAGCUACAAGAGAGUUUUCCAUCUGAGACCAAAGGGACAUGCGAUAGUGGCGAGGUUGGUGGUUGAAGAUUUACAGAGGCAUGGGCCGCGGUCUCAAGAGGGAGAGGUGGAGGAACUCUAA